Xiphophorus maculatus (southern platyfish) is the source of this 1440-nucleotide messenger RNA. Its product is annotated as DNA polymerase III PolC-type-like. Gene Ontology annotation, molecular function: nucleic acid binding; 3'-5'-DNA exonuclease activity. The record is from RefSeq and is a predicted model, not a curated record. The transcript has 3 exons. NCBI's taxonomy places the organism in Eukaryota, Metazoa, Chordata, Actinopteri, Cyprinodontiformes, Poeciliidae. Gene Ontology annotation, biological process: DNA catabolic process. Gene Ontology annotation, cellular component: cytoplasm. The coding region runs from base 317 to 910 and encodes 197 amino acids.
CGGCGGCGGCCGAAAUGAAAGUAAGCGAAGAGCAUCGAAACUUCCCGUUUCACACAAAGUCAAAUGUGUUUGUUGUUCCGCAUCUACGGCCUGUUGUGACAGGUAAGCAGACCGGCGGAACCGAGUCAGAAUCGGUGGCUGACUGACGGACUUUUGCAUGACGAAGAAGAAACGAUACAGACUUGAUGUGUUUCUCUUCAACUAAAAUGAAAGUGGAGCUCGGAUUUGUUUCCAAAUGAGCUGCUAUAAACGAGGCUCCUCGCUCCUACCGGCGUCACAACGCCCACUGCUCAGCUGAGGAAGAACCAGACAUAAGAUGGCUGACAAAAUCAUCGUUUUCAUUGACCUGGAGGCCACUGGAUUAGAUACUUCACGGUGUGACAUCAUCCAACUGGCCGCUGUCUGUGAGGAGAGCGUCUUCAAUAAAUACACUGUCCCUCAGCAAAACCUGACCGAGAGCGCCACAGAGGUCACAGGCUUCAGAGUGCAGUCGGGUCGCCUGUUUCGCCGCGAUUCUCCCGUGGAAACCGUCCCAAUCGAUGACCUUCUGACCUCCUUCAUCGACUUCCUGCGCUCCUUCCGACGCCCCGUAGUGCUGGCGGCCCACAAUGUGAUGCGUUUCGAUGCGCCUGUGCUCACCAGAGUGAUGAAGAAAUAUGACCUGUUCCUUCAGUUCCAGCAGGUGGUGUCGGGCUUCCUGGACACCUUCUUGCUUAGCAAGAGACUCUUCCCGGGCAUUAGUGGCUAUUCACAGGUGUCUUUGGUCAGGAACUUCCUGGGAAAGUCCUACGAUGCUCAUAAUGCAGAGGAGGACGCCAAGAUGCUGCAGGAGCUCUAUAACGUGUGGAGACCUGACCAGUCUAGGGUCAUGGCAAAUACUUUUAAAGUAAAUGAAAAGUACUUUUACUAAAGGAAAAAGCCUAAUAACAUCCCCUGAAAACGAACCGAUGUAUCAACAGAAACAAAACAGUUCUGAGUCAGGAUAAAUGUGGUUUCUUUUUUUGUCAUCAUGCACCUCUAAAUCAAUGGAAAUAUUAAUAAACAAUGAAAUGACAUGACGGUUAAAUUAUUUUUUUUGUAAUCAGAGAAUAGAAAAGAAUGAGACCUGUUUAAUUUAUUUACUCUUGUACCUGUGUAUUUUGUUGUUUCUGUAAGACGUAUGGCUCAGUUUAUUUGUACAAACAAUUAAAAUGUAACUUUCUGUACAUUCCUAAAACUUCUUAUUUACACCGAAUCAUAGAAAUCAUGCAGGGAUUUUACAUAGAAGUUUGUCUUGUGGUUGUCUUGUAAAAGAAAAUUAAAAUAAUUUACUGUAUAUGCUUCAUAUAUCUCUUAUGCACCAUAGUGUAAAACAAAACAAAAAAAACAUGUAGGGUCUUGCACACUGUGUAUGUAUCAUGGAUUUUGGGAUUUUAUUUUUGAUUAAAUACUGACAUUACG